GUGGCAAUAUUUGAGUGACUGCUCACAACCAUGACUAAUUCCCUCGGUCUAGUGAUCCUCUUCGCCGUGGUGAUAAUUGCAAAAGGAGCUUAUCAUCCGGUCGAAGCAGAUCAGCCAGAAUGGACCCAGCAUCAGAUAUCUCCUCGUGUCAACCUUACCGGAGUGUUCAAAGUGCUAGGUCGCAAGCUGGAAGAGGGGCUCCCCACCCCCGAGAACGGGCAGUUUCUUUGCUUGUAUUGCAACAUGCUUCUGAGCUUCGUCAAGAACAUUUCGACCGACAGGGGGUUUUUGGACAUGUUAGUCAGAACCAACAAGGAGGCUUGCCACUUCUUAAGUCCGGCAGGCUUCGAAAAGUACUGUGAAGACUAUGUGAGAGGAAUGCCAAACCUCAUUGUAACAUUUGUGGACGAAUACCUGGAUCCGGCGAAGAACUGUGCAACGGUGUGCCGUGGUAACUUUGUUCAGAAGAUGGAAGGGGCUCAGUCCAAGAAGUUUUGGAAGUAGGAACCACUUCCAUCCAACCCGGAGAAAUCGACAACUACGACCUGACAAAAGUUCUUGGUGAUAUUCAGUUUUGAAACGAUUGAAAGUUUAAGAAAGGAAAAUAUUAUUUUUUGCUACAGCUUGAAGUACCAAUCCUCAUUGUUUCAUUGCUUUGCAUUAAUAAUUGUGCUAUUUGGUAGACACCUUGUCAUUUAACAAAUAUCCAUUACUUCAUUGCUUUGCAUCAAUUAAUGUGCUAAUUGAUAGACAAUUGUCCUAAGAGCAGAUCUUAGAGAGGCAUUCGACACUAGGAAGAUAUUGGAGGGUCUCCCAUUAGCGCAUUUGGUACCAGAAGGAAACCCAAUUGUUUCGUUUUUGUCCGAUAGUUUGAUAGUGUAUUCCCGGGGACCCCCUUAUGAGGGUCGCCGGCGCGAGCCAGUUAGGAAAGAACACAAAUUCAAGAAAAUAAUUCAAACCGGGCAUAUGCUAAUCGUGGUCUCCGGAUAAAAUAUCAAAAAUGAGAUUAUAAUUUUAAGUCUCUGGGAAAUAUGCAGUUUCUGUAAAGCUAAAAAAAUAGGGUUGAAAUAUUGACAGCAAAAGGCGAGAACAACUGAGCAUGCACUGAGUGAACUAGGUCCCCAUGACACUCGAUGUUUUAAGAGUUAAGUAUAAGAAAACAAAAAUAAAUACUCACGUGAAUUUGGUGGAAAAGCCGAAGGACGGUGGCAACUCACACUAAAGAAAAUCAGGCUACAUACAGUAAAUGUCCAAUAGUAAGACUCAAAACAUGUAUAUGCAGACCGCCGCCCGGCGAGCUAGAAGUGCCCCCAGCCAGAGAAUUCUUCAAAAUGCCUUGCCCACUGGCAGUGCUGGACACAUGGGCCAUUACAGUACUCCAUGUGCAUUGAAUUAGAGAACAUUGAAAAAGCCCACUUUAUUUAUUUAUUUUUUUGUUAUUUAAGACACUAAUCUUGGCCCGGCCCCCAGAAAGAAUCCGCUAUCACAAAGAACAUGCUAAUAGCUGAGCGAACUAUGUACUUUUAGAACUUAAAACGGGUAUCUUGGCUUAGCCGCCCCCCCUUGCAAAAAAAGAGUGUUAAACACCCCAAACCUGUGGGCUUUAUUUAGUGAAUAAAACUACACGCAAAGACGUUUUUGUUACAGUGGUUAGAAGUCGGAGGGGUACACUCUAGACUAUUUACUGUUACCUAACACAUUCCCUAGACGUCUGAAAAGCAUUCCUGAGAUUCCGGUAAAACUGUGGCCAACACAAAGGGGGAGGUUCUCUCCAUCCCAUAUCUUGCUUCAAAUGUAGUUUGAUUGAGUCACGGUGUCAAAGUUUUACAUGAAUGUUUGGGAAUGUCUCCCUAUUAAAGGUAUCAAUCUCUAUUAAGGCCACGUAAAAAUCAUUAAUGACCAUCCCCGCCUGACCCUCCAAAUCAUUCUGACCCUUUUUUUCAGUUUUCAUUAAAAAGGGGGGGGGAUAUAAAAAAGCGCCGAAAAAUUACACGAGAAACGAUUCGAAGUUUACCUUUCGGUCUGAGAAUUCGCGCAAGACGAGCUAAUUCUCGAUCGGAGGCUGUUCCAUCUAUUCCACACGCGCUAGGAAAGGGCAAAGCUCCCAUUCAUUUAACUUAAGGAAAGGGUGAUAACCGGAAUUGGAACAGCACCACUGGCAAAUCAGACACGGCCGCGUCCGCAUUGCUGGCUGCACAAGCAUAAAGGGAAACUGAGCAGGGCUCGACUGUACUGGUAGGCCUAUCCUGUAUAAACAUGCCGGCAUUUAAACACAGUUCUUAAAAAAAAAAACUCUCCCCCACCCUCCCUUUUUGGACAGAAAGGACAAUUUUUUUCGCAUGGCCUAAAUAUUUUAGAUGCCUAGACGGUGUUAUGCAUGUAGAAUCAUUGUAGCAAUUAAGUCUUCUCUUAUAUUUUUGAGUGAGGUAUCCAUUGCAGAAUGGUUUAGAGAUACACCAUAAGCCCCACCUGCAUUGCCAGGGUGUAUAACCAGAAUGCGGAUGCCGAUCUUAAACGUAAUUAGAAAUGUACGCUAGAGAAGAGAGAUAAGCAUUCAAUAAUUAAAAUACUG
Molecule: messenger RNA, 2572 nt
Organism: Acanthaster planci (crown-of-thorns starfish)
Lineage: Eukaryota; Metazoa; Echinodermata; Asteroidea; Valvatida; Acanthasteridae
Source: RefSeq, a predicted model, not a curated record